AUGUACGUUAAGGCAGCCGCAAACGCGUCUAUCGUUGCGGUUAAGGGGGGCGCGACUCUUGAUCAGUAUGACGCGAAAUUGAUACAAUGCAGAGUUGCAAUCAGCAGGUUGACAGAAAUCUUAAGGAUACUUCGGAUCCUCGAGGGAACGCUCAAGAGGACCAAUGGGACGAAAACUAUCAUUCCCCUUAUGAACUACAUUCUAGCUUUAUAUGGCGGAUUGACCCUGAAUGCCUCGGAAAUACUGAGCCGAAGAUUACGCUUGCUGAGCGAAUUUCGUUUGUGCAAAAUAACCGAUGUUAACCCACCUUUGAACUCGUCGCCUAUUAGCCUAGAUUGUGAAUUCCCCGAGGUGUCAUCAGAUUUUCAAGAAUAUACAGCCCACGUCUAUGAUCGCCAAUUACAAAACAAGUUGUUACAAGCGGCGAUCAACAUCACCCAAAAUGCACUUCAAGUAUAUGAUAGAAAAUACAAACAGUGCAAUAUGGAACGCAGCGCCAAUAGGCCUACUAGCAUAUCCGGAAGACCAACUACUUUCGAAGAGGGCAGUUUCGAAGAGCUUAUCCAGCCUUUAGACGUGCCUAUGAUACUGGAUCUUGCAGUUCUUAUCAAAGAUUUCGAAGUGGACACAUCCGAAAGCUCAUUUCGCAAACUCAGCUUACAAGUUUUGACUAAAUUCAAAGACCAUUUUAACGAAAAAGCCUUGCCUCCAAUAAAAACGUACCACACUUCUCUUUUUCGAUUUUCUAAAGCUUCUUCCCUCAGUCAAUCCAAAAUCAUAAUGAACUUACCUUACUGGCAGUACACUAUGCAUCGCAUUUACGCCUUGCUUUUGAGAAUACUUUACAUUUUAACAAUCACCAAGGCGUUUUUAAGACAAGCUUACAUUCCUAAUAGAGCUUUCUUUGAGUCUCCUCGAACACAGCUGCAUUCUCCAAACGUUUUUGAGUUCAGAGAACUUAUAAAAAAUCUCGACACGAUAUGCAUGGGUCCGAACGAUCUAUCUGAUUUGGUCGAAAGACUUCAGUGCUACAGCCAACAGGGAUUUUCGCUUGCGGUUCAGCCCUCUUCAGUUUUAGAGGCUUAUAAUUCUGAAGUUUCAGUAGCAACUCGCAAAUUAAGGUUUUAUUUUCAGAUCGUUGAAAGCUUGCUCUCUGUUUGGAAGCAUAUUCAGGCAAGCUCUUUAAAUAAUGAAGCUUUUGGCUCUCUUGAUGAAUUAGGAUUGUCUAAGGCUGUCGAAGAAAGGCUUGCAGUUGACAGGCUUGAUUUUAUUGAAAGAAAAAACAAGGAAGCUCAACUCAAAGAAAAACAGAAGGAAGCUGCUGCGGCCGCUUCGACCGAAAGCUCUGUCAAAACAAUUUUCAGAAGAUCUUCGAUUCAGAGGUCUAAAAUGUCGCCUUCCCCAAGUGGGUCGACCUCUCCGAGCUCCCUUUCCCCAGCAAGUAUGAGCAGAUCACCUAGCCAAAACCUUAAGAGAGGAACCUUGCCAAAGAAACCACUUAAUGGAAGUAGUAUCUCAUCUCCGCUUGCCUCCAGGCGUGGUUCCGUUUCAGGGAGUACUUCUAAUGCCGGAAACCGAAAGCCGUCAAAUGAAGGAAGCUCAAAUGGCUCCCCGAGGAUUGACGAGACCUUACAAACCGGAGGAAGAAAGCGCUCUUCCUCACUGCAGUCUUCGGUGCUUGCUUCGCAUAACCAAGCAGAUAACAUGCACCGUUCCAACUCACUACAAGCAGCAGCUACGUUAAACCAACGCAUGGUUCGGAACACCUUUGCGAAACUAUCAGCUAAUAUUGAGGGAAAUGGAGCGCUAAAUAGCGACUCAAAGACAGAUAGGCUAGCAACUCCAGCAAACUCUUCAAGGCAAAUGAUGAGGUCCAGCUCUCCUUCCCCGCUGCGUCAAAAAGGUAAGUCAUCAGGUGCGAGCCCUGCUGGUCCAAGAAGUGGAAUAGAAUUACCAGAUGUUGAAUCGUUGGUUCUUGAUGAAGGAAAGCUCGCUCUUGUCUCCAAGCAAUCGCCCUCUGGUAGCACCUCAGCUCCUACAAAAAGUCUUGUAGAAAGCUCAUCUAGCGAGAUCAGCCCAAAUUCAGAAGUAGAAUAUCAGACAAUAACUCUCGAAACAGUUAAAAAGGUUCGCUUCACGGGAGUUCCGCCAAUGUCGGAGAAAGAGGACCCUAGACCUAAGAGAAAAGGCUGGUACAAAAAACCUCAGGUACUUUACUACCCUCCACCCCCUCCCCAAGUCGCAGUGCAACAAUAUCGGCUACGGCAGGAAGGUCAAGCAUUUCGUAAAAGUUUAAGAGAUGGAGACGGGGAGAACGGUGGCGUAUCCAAAAGAACAGCAUUUAUGUCACAGAGCGAUGUCCACUUGUCCCCAACACAUAAGUUCUCGUCAAAGAUACGAGAUAAGCUCUCUAGGUAA
Messenger RNA from Lachancea thermotolerans CBS 6340, 2418 nucleotides. It is a transcript of the gene GIP4, whose product is annotated as protein phosphatase regulator GIP4. Lineage: Eukaryota; Fungi; Ascomycota; Saccharomycetes; Saccharomycetales; Saccharomycetaceae. Gene Ontology annotation, molecular function: protein phosphatase regulator activity; protein phosphatase 1 binding. Gene Ontology annotation, cellular component: cytoplasm. The transcript has a single exon. The record is from RefSeq and is a predicted model, not a curated record. Bases 1 to 2418 code for a protein of 805 amino acids.